CUCCUCUCCCUCGGCUGGGCGGGUGCACUGUUGAAAAGUAAAAUAUCUAGGAAGAAGCAUUCAGUCUGGUCAUCACCUUCAUCAUCUCUGCUUCUAAAUAUGUGACCUAACCUGACAACGAUCGAGAGAUUAUCACUGUAGAUCACCGUAGGCGGUCCGCUGUCAACAGAAACUACAGAGAAGAAAGAAUAAGUCAGUCAUGGUCGCUUUAACAUGGCCGCCAUUCGUGGCUUUGUUCACAUGUUCAUGGAUCUUUGUUCUGUGUCAAGAGACACAGGAGCUGAAGGUGAAGCCUGGAGAGGACGCCACUCUUCAGUGUCAGAGUCACAGAGGUGCUACCAUAGAAAUGAUAAAGUGGAUCAGAACUGACCCGAAGUCAGAUGAUAUUUAUGUCUUCUACUUCAGAGAUGGCCGCUCAUAUGAAAACUACCAGCAUGAAUCUUAUCGUGGUCGAGUGGAGCUGAGAGAUCCAGAGAUGAAGGACGGAGACGCUUCUGUGAUUCUGAAGAACGUCAACAUCAACGACACUGGAACAUAUGAGUGUCGGAUUAAAGACAGAAACAAUCCAGGCAAAGUUGAAGUCAUCAACGCCAUCAGUCUGACAUCAGUGACAGAGCCAGGUCACACAGCUGGACACAAGGAGGGAGGAGACGAGGAGGGAGGAAACAAGGAGGGAGGUGACAAGGAGAGAAAUGUUGGACUGAGAGUCGGUCUGCCAGUUUGUGUGAUUCUUCUUCUUCUUCUUCUUGGUGUUGGUGGUUUUGUGAUCUUUAAAAAAUAUAACAGACCCACAGGGAAUCAACAACCUGCUAUAAACGGAGAGGAACUGCAGAACCUGCAGAGAGAUUAAGAGACCAGAUGCAGCAGAUGAGAAUUAGUGAGGAUCCAGACUGAAGUCACUCUGGUUACUGUGGGGAGCAGUGAUUGGUCGUUACUCUCUGGCUGCUGAUUGGUGGACUGAACGUGCUGCUGGACAGAAGAAACACAUUCCUCCUGUAAAAUAAACCUGAGCUGUUGACACACGUCUGAUUUCACCUGGAGGCAGGUUAAUGCCAGAUGGGCUGACUGACCAGCAGCUCUGUGGGACAAACAAUAUGACCUGAUGCUGGAACAGCCAGCUGAUUGUUUAUUACAGGAAGUGGUACAGACCGUCGGCACCUCCCCCCACCCCUUCAAGUGGAUCCAUCCAUCCAGGUAGAGUCAGAGGUCAAAUCAAAUUAAACGGGUAAAAGACCAAAAAAGUGAAAAGUUCAGAGAGAAAAGAAUCAUAAUCUCAGGUCUGAAGCUGCAAAAUGUUUUAAAUCAACAGUUACUGAUGUCAGUGCCGCUCAACAUCCUGCUAGCUGCAGUUAUAACACUAACAGUCUGUUCUGGAUGACGGAGCUGGACUUUGUUCCCAGUCCGACCCUGAAGAGCUCAGUCCCUGUAGUUCACUCACCGACCUGCAUCAGAGGGGAAAAGAUCCUGUUUGGAUUCACUGCAGCUCUGUUUUCCUGCAUGAGGACAUUUUUCAUCGUCUUCUCUGAGAGCUGCUCAGGAACUCUGACUGUGAAAUGUUCUUAGACAACAAUACAGAUAAUUAAUACUUCAAGUACAUUUUCCUGAUUGUACUCUUUCUCUUGGACUUUUACUUCAGUAACAUUUUCAAUGCAGGACUUGUAUUUAUUUAGUAGUGUGUUAUGGGUACUUUUACUUUAGUUUCUGUAUACUUGAUCCACAACUGCUUUUCUCAGUCUGUAACAAAAGGAAACUAAUGAUCUUGGUUAUUUCUCCUGUAACCAACUUUCUGAUGCUGAACUGAUUUCUGCUGCAGAGACAUGAGGCUGUGAUGUGUCUGUUUCUGACAGCGUCCACUGUUGGCAGAUAUUUAUGUAUCUUUGACUUUAAACACAAUUUAAAACUAAAGUCAAAAUGUUACUUGAGUCAGAGUACAGAUCCAUGAUGUUGGUAAAACUGUAUCUAUGUGUUGAAUGUAGGUAUGUAGAAUCUUAAUCCACAGAGUACGUGCAUGUUUUUAUUUCACACAAUCAAAGCUGUUGAUCCUGUUAAUGUUGCUUGGAGCUGGAUUCAAAAGCAGCUCAACCAAAACCCUCCUGAGCUUCCAGGCAGCCGUCCGGCUAUCAGGUUACAGACAGCGAGCGUUAUGUCCUCAUUUUAAAACCAUGAAGCUGACAGUCCAGUCUGACUCUUUAUUUACAUUCUAACAGACUUUAAAUCAGUUAUUUGUUGACCUUUGAGCAGCUUCCUGCCUUUAGAGCAGACGUAACCAAAAGUCAGUAAAGUCAAUAAAACAGGAUUAUGAACUUUCUUUAACUGUAACUUUGUAGCUGAGAACUGAAAGUGAACUCUGAAGGCUCUAAAUGUCUGGACCUGUUUGUAAUCAGAUAAUAACAUGGAGGGACUUUUAGAGGGCAGAGUUUGCUAUGAAGCAGCUCUGAGCUCAUUUUGUCUUCACCCCCCUCUUAGUCAGGAUGUGAGAUCAGUUCUUCCUCGUUACUGUUGGCUGGUAGAAACUGACUGCUGCUCUUUUAUUCAGGGUUUAAUGUUCUCCAGUGCUGUGCCGGCGUUUUAUAUUGUAAAGAAACACACUCAGAUAACUGCUUCUACGCAAUACCUGCAUUACAUUUAAAUAAACUUGUUCUUACUGCCACACAAA
Messenger RNA from Micropterus salmoides (largemouth bass), 2656 nucleotides. RefSeq names its product coxsackievirus and adenovirus receptor homolog. NCBI's taxonomy places the organism in Eukaryota, Metazoa, Chordata, Actinopteri, Centrarchiformes, Centrarchidae. The transcript is spliced from 3 exons. Bases 200 to 850 code for a protein of 216 amino acids. The record is from RefSeq and is a predicted model, not a curated record.